Messenger RNA from Radiomyces spectabilis, 717 nucleotides. RefSeq lists its product as uncharacterized. NCBI's taxonomy places the organism in Eukaryota, Fungi, Mucoromycota, Mucoromycetes, Mucorales, Radiomycetaceae. The transcript has a single exon. Bases 30 to 656 code for a protein of 208 amino acids. The record is from RefSeq and is a predicted model, not a curated record.
UUUUGCUUUUUCUAUCCGUCGAUCUUGGCAUGGCAAUUCGGCAAUCUAUCGGCACCGGAAUUUUAUGGACACGCACUUUUACCUUGCUGUCAUCCAUUGGCAUUAUCAUUGCUUCGCUGAGUGUUUACAGCAUCAAUGCGAUACCUGUUGCUUCCAUUUUACGAGCGCAUAAUCAUGACCAUCUUGUCGUGAAGGAGAUGAUCCAGGAUAGACGAUUGAUCUGUACACUGGUCGCAGCCCAAGUAUCGGUCUUUUGUCCACUUUACAUGCUCGUUCAGCAACAUCCUCCUCGACGCACAAUUUUGGAUGUCAUUUGUCAGUUUUUCAUGCCAAUCGGGUUAGCGCUGAGCUGGAUUUUUUGCAUCUUAUUCGAUCGUAAAACCGCCCUUCAAGCAGCCAAAGGCACAUCCGCGGAUUGGUUCAGUUGGUUCACUGCCUACGACGUUUGCUUACAAGCCCAUGGCACCGCGUGCACGAUGAUGCAUCUGAUUUCCGGAUUCAAGCAUGCGAUAGCGGCCGUCCUGAUCGUGGAAGUGCUUCUGAUAUGGCUGGAAUUACUAGUGAACGUCGUCAAGCCUGCGAAAAUGCCAUUGGCAUGCAAAGAAGUCAACGACGAAGAAAAGCAGCGACAUGAUUUGGAAUAUAGUUCAUCUUGAGUGAAGUAGAGUUUAGAUUCUGUAAAUAAGGAAUUCGCAGUAACUGUGUUGCCAAUGGUUG